Molecule: messenger RNA, 5682 nt
Organism: Temnothorax curvispinosus
Lineage: Eukaryota; Metazoa; Arthropoda; Insecta; Hymenoptera; Formicidae
Gene: Eip74EF
Product: ecdysone-induced protein 74EF
Exons: 8
Coding region: 1248-3014 (588 amino acids)
Biological process (GO): cell differentiation; regulation of transcription by RNA polymerase II
Cellular component (GO): nucleus
Molecular function (GO): DNA-binding transcription factor activity, RNA polymerase II-specific; sequence-specific DNA binding
Source: RefSeq, a predicted model, not a curated record
ACCGAGACUCGCCGUUCGCGCGUCGCGCUACCUCGCGCUCAGUGUUCCGCGCGCGCGCUCCUCGACCGAGGCUCCUGUCUUGUCCUCUCUCUCUGGUGCGCGUCUCGUAACACGCGGCGCCUAAGGAUCGUGCUCUUCUUCAUCGUCGAAAAAAAAUAACAGAAAAGUAGUGCGAAAGAGAUAAGAGAGCAAAAGAACGGUUUCGCCUAUUUACGCGCUCCGCGAGAGCGGCGUAAGGAGAACGAGGGAGGAAGAGUUGAAAGAAACUGUCGGUGAAUGUGUUAUCUCCAAGUUUGACCAGGGACACGUGUAGGAUCAAUUAGCAUUUGUGCGGAAUAUGGUACGGGAUAAAGCAGCUUUAGUGGUAGAAUUCAGAGAUACGUGAUCGCCGUGCAAACUCACUUAGUAUUAGACAUAUCGAGGCGAAGAAAGGUGACAGAAGAGAGUGAGAAGUUUCCUUGGACUGUCAUACUUUUAGGAGGCACGCGUGUAACAGUGUUUAACUUGGACCAAAUCACUCGCACCUCGACCAUUCGAUCGAAGUAAACUUUAGUUUUUUCUUCCAUUUUCGGUGAUUUAAAACAUUUUAAGAGAUUGAGCUCCAUUGACGGCUGUUGUAUUAUCGAACUUUUCGUACUCCGUGUUAUUUUUAGAAGCACGUGAUACCGUUCGUCGGAGUGUCAUACGGAAUUUUUUCGAUUCACGUGAUCUUUUCAAGAGUCGAGAUCCGUAAACGAUAGUGUCGUUGCUCCUUUUUGGUGAAACAUCGAAAGAGAUAUAAAGAGAGACAGAAAACGUGCGUUCGUACGUGCGUAUAGGUGCCCCUGUGGCCGCGUGUGUGCAUCGUGCACGCGCGUGAUGCAAGUCACGUGGACUGUCGCAAUUCGCGCUUAGUAAAUAAUCGCGGCGGAUCGGCGCGCAUCGGAAGAAAAAAUCGUCGCGAGGGUGGGAAGACUCACGGAGCGAGGAAGGGAAUGUUGCCUCGGUGGGUGCAGUGAGUGCGGAAGGAAUCAGGUGUCGGGAAACAGGCCCCGGAGACGUUGGUGCUUCACUUCCUUCUUCCUGAGUUCCGCGUGUAGCAAAACGAAACGGCAGGUGAACAAUAGCGCGUAGAAAAGGAAGAACCCGAGCCACCUGGGUGCGGCAUAGGCGGAAGGCGAAAGAGGCGGGGAAGUCUCGGAGGUGGUUUUAGAUGUUAGAAGGCGCGGGGGUGGCUAAAGUGGCCCCGCCGCCGGGUACGGGUCCCGAUGCCGGUCCCCGUAUCGCAAAUACCCACAUUAACCUCCACCCUCGUGCCCAAGGAGGAAUCAAACAUGCCUUUCAUAGACGACGAACUAUUCUGGUACUCUGACAAUGACGGAAAGAUGGAUCUAUCCCAGUGCCUUCAGCAGAGCAACACAGGCCAAUCAGUUGAGUUUCCGAUGGAGCUAAGUGCUUUGGUAGGGACGCCGACGGCAUCGAACGUGCCGACGGAGGAAGGCGCGGGUAUGUCCGGUGUCACAGGGGAGGAACUUUUCGAUCCCCUGGACUUCCUACGGGAACUCGAGGCAGAGGCCAGCCAACCCACCUCCACCACAACGCCUUCCUACAAGAGACAGAGGCACAACAUCGCCGCUGCGAAUCCUCUAUUAGCAGAAAAAUUAGCAGCGCCUUCGACACAAGGGUCUCCAACUUCCAUCCCUUAUGCCUCAAGGGCGGAAAUUAAGACGGAGAACAUCCAACCCGAGACGAAUAAAGUGGACACCAGGGAAGUUCAGCCGCACGACCCGAGCGAGAAAGAACAGCUGGGCCUCGCGAGCGUAAAAGUGGAGCCGGGAUCUACUAGCGCGACGACCACCAGUAGCACGGGGACUCGUCUGCUCCACGGUAUCCUCUCCCAGCAUCCCCAGCAGCAUGGCCUGGGGCUGCAGAAUGGAUACGGCCGACACUUGGGCGGCCACGCACAGAUGGGCCAACCGCCUUACACCACUGCCGCCAUCGCCACGACGAGUACGCCAGGAAGCGGAUCACUGCCAGCGAGCCCAGCGGACAGCGGAGUCAGCGACGUCGAGUCCAGCACGUCCUCCGGUGGCAACGAGGACGCGAAUCUCUUACUGAAAGCCAGGCUCAAUCCUAAUUCGUCCCUCCAGCCAAGUCUGGCGUCUCAUCACUCCCACCUGUCGUCGGGUGAGCUCGAUCUUUAUUCUUACGCACGCUCAUUGACGUGCUUAACAUCAGCGCUCGGCAGAUCGGCAUGCCACAGCCCCGGUGUGUAUCCGGGGUCGACGGCAAGCUUCCUGUCGCCCACCUAUCAUCCUCAUCAGCAUCAUCCCUCCCAGUAUCACCCACAUCGGGGGAGCUCGCCGCACCAUCAGCACAGCAACCACACCAUGGGUCCGACGAUGGGGCCGCCUCACCACCACCACCAUCAUCAAGCGCAGGGUCUCCAGCAUCACUUGCAUUACCGUCAGCCAUCCUCACUAUCCGACAGCUACAACAGUUACAUAAACAUGUACGGCGGGGGUGGGCAGUUUGCGACCCCCUGUACCCCGAGCCCGCCGCGAGGACCAGGCGGCGUGCCGACCAGCGUGAUCCAGGCGGCUACCAGCUCGGUCUCGGACGAUCUUUACCUUCUCGAGCUCAGCUUCCCGUCGCGCUCGAAGAAGAGCAAGCUGAAGAAGCCGCGGCAGGGCGGCGAGGGCGGGGCCGCGGUGAAGCGGAAGUCGCGCGAGGGUUCGACCACGUACCUGUGGGAAUUCCUGCUCAAGCUGCUGCAGGACCACGAGUACUGUCCGCGCUACAUCAAGUGGACGAAUCGCGAGCGAGGCGUCUUCAAGCUCGUCGACAGCAAGGCGGUCUCGCGGCUCUGGGGCAUACACAAGAACAAGCCGGACAUGAACUACGAGACGAUGGGUAGGGCGCUGCGCUAUUACUAUCAGCGCGGCAUCCUGGCGAAGGUGGACGGCCAGCGGCUGGUCUACCAGUUCGUCGACGUGCCGAAGGACAUCGUCGAGAUCGAUUGUACGGGCGCAUGAGACAGGGAGUCGGCUCGUCCCGCGGGGCACGAGAGGGAGAGGAAAGAAGAACAGCAGCAGCAGCAACAACACGGCGUCUCGGCGCGGGCCCCGCGCGGACGUCGACCACCGCCGUUGUCGUUGACGUUGCCGUCGCUGAUGCGGCGUCGCGGGCUCGUCGCGGGGCCUCAUCCGCGCCAAGGGUCGCCGUUCAGCAGUUUUCUCCACCGAGACGCGCCGACCUGGCAUACCCCUCAGAUGUUGUAAAACGCGUUCUCUCUUUCGCUUUUUCGUUUUUUUCUCCCUCUCUUUCUCUCUUCCUGUCUGACUCUCCCUGCCUGCUUCUCGAUCCCUCUUUGUCUCUCUAUUUCCAUCUUUCUCUCCGGCUUCGUUUGUUCCUUGUAUUAUACCUAUGUAAAUGUAUAUUAAGGCGCCGCGUGACGAUGUCGUCGGAGGUGGUCCCGACCCAGUACCUCGUCCUUCUCCUGCGAUCCUGCGUUUCUUUCUCGCGUGUCCGAGUGCCGCGUAGGAUUGGGACAGGACGGCGCCCGACUCGUUGAAAUUUGUACAAAAUUUAGUUCUUAAUGUGUCGAGAAAGAUAAAACUAAAGAUUUUAUUCUGGUGUACCUUGCGGGAGGAACGCCGCGGACAAAUUACUUAAGCCGCGAAGCACCGGAAAGCGAAAAAUUGUAUAUUCGAAAGAGCGACAAAUUAUUUAUUGUAUAUUAGACGUUUAUGUAUGUUACCUAAGAAAAUUGUUACGCGCGAUGAUUCGCGCAGAUGGAAAAUGUAUGGAAAACGGACGAAAGUUAUAAUAAAAACGAAACGAAAUGAGGGCUGUGAAAAGGAUUACGAUACGGAGAGGAGAGGAAAGGAGAGGAGACGAGUUGUGUAGUGGAACGGGAAAGGAUGAAGAAGCGUAUCUCGAAGUUUCACGGAGCGAGCUCAGGGAGGGGUACACAUUAUAUUUUUUUAAGUAUAAGCGGAAGGGAUUGGCCCUUCCGAUUUGUGAGCUGAGGGUUCAACAACGCAAGGUGCUGGCUAAUAUACAUGCAUAUACACAUACACACACACACGCACACCGAGGUCCAAGAAAAUUAUUAUUUAGCAACCUAGUGUUACUAAUUCGUAAAGAUUAUCAAUGCGGACGAUUUUAUCUCUGUAUAUAAAUAUAAAGAAUACCUUUAGUAAAAAAAUAUAUAUAUAUAUUAUUGAACAUUAUAUAUAUUAUAUAAAUAUAUCUAUUGUAUGUUAUGUAGUAAAAAUGGAGCGAGAUUUGAUGUGUCUCUAUGAGAUUUUUGGCGUCACGGCGACACGCGUAGGGCGCUUGUAACCGUCUCGCGCGACGUCUCUCUUUCGAAACUUUCUAUACUACUUGUUUGUUCUUAUAUACAUUAUAUCGGGAACGAAUUUUAUACGUUCGGGAGUGCCGAUUUUGCGCUCGAGCCUUCUAAAGUCGCAGUCAUAACGCACAUAUAUAUACACGUAUUAUAUCGCUGGUCUCGUAUGCUCAGACUGAUCGGAGACGUCGCACGUACAAUACAGAGAAGCCCGCCCGACGCACGGGAAGCGUAAUAAAAAAAAAAUGCGUAACUCUAGAUUAAAAUUUAACUUAUUGGCGCCCCGGGACGCGUGACGCGCGCGAGUGCAAGUGUAUCCUAUAGCUCUAAGUUUUUGUACAUAAAGAGGAAAUCGUCAAAAAUAUUAUUUACGUUUAAGAAGAACGUAACGCUGGUUAUCUCUAUGCGAUAAUUAUAUCCGCGGGAGAAAGUAAAACGACGGAAGGUGGAAGGAAAGAAUGGACGAGGAGCGUCUGGUUAGAUCACGCGCGAUGACUAUACGCGGUCGGUCGCGAGGCGCGUACACAGGCCGAUUUGUCGCAUUACAGCCUCGGGAUAUAAAACCGUAAAAAGAAAACGAAAUAUACAGUACAUUUGAACAGUGAUCCAGUGCUGCCAAUAAUGCCUGUAAAACGGUCCCUUUGCACUUGUCGCUCGAGUCAACGCCCUUCGAGUCGAGCCAUACACGGUGCUGUCAGAUCGAUCCGAUGUUUUCGGGACACCAGAUAUAUACCGAUGAUACAAAGCAAAUUGCCUUCUCGUAUUAACAAAGACGUGUUGCCUUCUAACAAAAAAAAAGAUGCAUAUAAAAGUUCUAGCGAUUUGUAUCGUAAAUGCCGUCACUUUGUCCAGGUACUUAAAAGCCCUUUACAUAUAACGCCCUAACAUCGUUUUUUGUGACGAAUUGAAUUUUGUAAUUUUAUCAGCGAAAAGUUCUUUGGUACGUGGUGACUUUUAUCGUACUUCGAAUACAAUGUAUCGGCGGGAAAUAGUAAUAAUAUUAAUGAUAAUAUUAAUGAUAAAAAGAAGAAGAUAUAUCAGAGUACAAUGGACAAAAGUACCUAUAGUAUACCACUUCUAUACAUGAUAACGGACACUUAUAAACAAUGAAUGGACACUACAACAGAAAUCCUAUUUUUAGGUAAAUUAAAUUUACAUAUACAUAACAAUCCACUACACUACGAGAUAUUUUAACAAAUAAGACUUUACUAUAAUAGAGAUAAAUACAUAAUUAUUUACCUGUAAAAUAUAUGAAAACACGAUGGAUUGACGUAAGGAACUCUAAUGUAACGUUCUGUGAUUCGUUGUUUGUAGGUGAAAUUUAAUAAAAAGAUUAUUGUAUCAUAAUA